AUGGUGCCCAGUCAGGACAUUCAGGGAGAAAUUGAGGUGGGAAGGUUGGGCGAAAGUGAGCACAAUGACAAUGAUGUAUCCAGGCCAGGUGAUCCAGGGGUGGAUGAGCCGGGUGCCGACCAAUCAGGAACCAGCGGUGGCGCCACAACACUAGGCCCAGAUGUGCCAGGGACCACGCUGUCAGGAUGCAUAGUGAAGAGGGUCAUCAGCUUCACACUCUGCAACCAAUGCCAGUGUGCAUUGGUUGAAGCACCUAUCAAUACCAACACAGAGAGUCAGAGUGCCGUCCUGCUGCAGAUGAAAGAGUUUAAAACGGAUGUCAGUCAAGCGCAUCGUCCUGAACGCCAGGAGUCUCCUAGCAUGGAGGAAGAGUCGCCAUACAUCAAGAAGGUGGAGGUAGAACUGGUCCACAUUAAAGAGGAGCAGGAGGAGUAUUUCAUUAGAGUAGUGAACCCCCACAUUGAGGAGCAGCAGCAACCUCAUCACCUCCAAAAGGAGGAGGGGGACCCUCCAUAUGUUAAAGUGGAGGUGGUGGACAUCCCCAAGUGUACUGAUGAGCCCUUAAAGGGUGAAGAUGGCGGUGUGAGUGAGGCCAGCAGAGGGUCGGAGCCUCAGAAUGCCAGCAACAGCAGUUCAAAAGAAGGAUCCCAAGCAGACAACCUCAUCGCUCGACCAUCAGAGAGUGACGAUUUCACAUCACACUCCCUGUUCUCCAAGGGUCCUGUCGCGUUGUCACGGUGUGCUCUCGAGAAGAUAGUGGCGUCCUCCACCGAAGUGAAGAACUUUUUCUUCCCGUCCUUAGUUGAGAUCCGUUUCGUGGCUGGAUACAGGAGCGCUGGUUUCAGCAAAUAUCUUGGUCCUGAUGCUCAACAGCUAAAGAGAGAAGUACAACUUCCAAUCAAAAAGGAGGAGGUAGAACUGCCAUACGUGAAAGAUGAGGACGAUAUCACCAUGUCAACUGCUGAGCCCUUGAAUAGCAAGGAUGGUCCGAGUGAGGCUAGCAGAGGGACGGAGCCUCCAAGCAGCAGCUCAACGGAAGGAUCGCAAGCACACAUUUUCAUCGCACCAACAGAUAGAAAUGGUGCCAUGUCACACUCACCUUACAAAGAUGAUGGUCAGAAGAAAUCUCACCGAGACGACAAACUCUGCAAAUGCUCUCAGUGUGGGAAAACCUUCGUUAAUAACGAUAGUUUUCGUAUGCAUAUGAGCAGCCACACUGGUGAAAAACCUUUUUCCUGCUCAGUUUGUGGUCGAAAAUUCACUCAGAAGAGGAACUUAGACAGCCACACAAGAAUCCACACUGGUGAAAAACCUUUUUCCUGCUCAGUUUGUGGUCAGGGAUUCAAUAGAAAGCAAAACUUAAAAAUACACACAAGAACCCACACUGGUGAAAAACCUUUUUCCUGCUCAGUUUGUGGUCGAAAAUUCACUCAGAAGAGGAACUUGGACUGCCACACAAGAACCCACUCUGGUGAAAAACCUUUUUCCUGCUCAGUUUGUGGUCAAAGAUUCAAUAGUAAGCAAAACUUAAAAAUACACACAAGAACCCACACUGGUGAAAAACCUUUUUCCUGCUCAGUUUGUGGUCGUAAAUUCACUCAGAAGAGGAACUUGGACUGCCACACAAGAACCCACUCUGGUGAAAAACCUUUUUCCUGCUCAGUUUGUGGUCAGGGAUUCAAUAGAAAGCAAAACUUAAAAAUACACACAAGAACCCACACUGGUGAAAAACCUUUUUCCUGCUCAGUUUGUGGUCAAGGAUUCAAUAGAAAGCAAAACUUAAAAAUACACACAAGAACCCACACUGGUGAAAAACCUUUUUCCUGCUCAGUUUGUGGUCAAGGAUUCAAUAGAAAGCACAACUUAAAAAUACACACAAGAACCCACAAUGGUGAAAAAUCUUUUUCCUGCUCAGUUUGUGGUCGAAAAUUCACUCAGAAGAGGAACUUGGACAGCCACACAAGAAACCACACUGGUGAAAAACCUUUUUCCUGCUCAGUUUGUGGUCGAGGAUUCCGUUAUAAGAGUGACUUAAAUGUACACACAAGAACCCACACUGGCGAAAAACCUUUUUCCUGCUCAGUUUGUGGUCAAGGAUUCACUCAAAUGCAACACUUAAAAGUACACACAAGAACCCACACUGGCGAAAAACCUUUUUCCUGCUCAGCUUGUAGUCAAGGAUUCAGACGUAAGAGUGACUUAAAUGUACACACAAGAACCCACACUGGCGAAAAACCUUUUUCGUGCUCAGUUUGUGGUCAAGGAUUCAGUCAUAAGAGUGGCUUAAAAGUACACACAAGAACCCACACUGGCGAAAAACCUUUUUCCUGCUCAUUUUGUGGUCAAGGAUUCAGUCAUAAGAGUGCCUUAAAAGUACACACAAGAACCCACACUGGCGAAAAACCUUUUUCCUGCUCAGUUUGUGGUCAAAGACUCAAUAGUAAGCAAGGCUUAAAAAUACACACAAGAACCCACACUGGCGAAAAACCUUUUUCGUGCUCAGUUUGUGGUCAAGGAUUCAGUCAUAAGAGUGGCUUAAAAGUACACACAAGAACCCACACUGGCGAAAAACCUUUUUCCUGCUCAGUUUGUGGUCGAGGAUUCCGUUAUAAGAGUGACUUAAAUGUACACACAAGAACCCACACUGGUGAAAAACCUUUUUCCUGCUCAGUUUGUGGUCAAGGAUUCAGUCGUAAGAAUUCAAUAGUAACACACGCAAGAACUCACACUGGUGAAAAACCUUUUUCCUGCUCAGUUUGUGGUCGAGGAUUCCGUCAUAAGAGUGCCGUAAAAGUUGUGGUCAAAAAUCCGCUCGCAAGGAUUGCUUUAAGAGACACGUGUGCAUUGGAUCUAAAUGUCACCCAAGCCCAUCGUCCUGAGCAGCAGAAGUCUGCAUGCAUCAAGAAGGAGGAGCAGGAAGAGUCACCGUACAUCAAGGAUGAGGAAGAGUCCGUUUUAGCAAAUAUCUUGAGUGGCCGCAGUCUGAGUCUCCUGGCUUUAAAGAGAAAGUCGAGCCCCCGAAUAUGA
Messenger RNA from Nerophis lumbriciformis (worm pipefish), 3027 nucleotides. NCBI's taxonomy places the organism in Eukaryota, Metazoa, Chordata, Actinopteri, Syngnathiformes, Syngnathidae. The record is from RefSeq and is a predicted model, not a curated record.